UACUGUAGUCUUUUUGGCUCAGUGGGAUGUAGCGCGAGCGUAACCGUACAUCAUUACACUAAGUCAACGGAUCUGCACCAAUAUUCUAAAGCUAGGUCGUCUACUAAGCUGCCCGUCUGCGCUAAACGCCUUCAUACUCUCGAGCUGCUCGGCCUCGUCAAGUUCCCAAAACAAAAGGAAGUUGGCUUCGUCUACAGGCUCCCCGACUCAAUAGGGCAAGACAAAAAGGGCUUCCCCAUCGAAGACAUGAUUAUCCGUAAGCCGCGGGCCACGAUAUUUCAGUGGGAGCACGACCCGGUCCCGGCACUUGGGCUGCGGUUCAACUUGGCGCGGAAGUUGGUGCAGAGUGUUUCGUUCCUGCAUGCCAGCGGGUGGCUGCACAGGAACAUCAGGACUGAUGAGCUCUAUAUAUUCCCCAAGUCCGGGCCGCGCUGUCGCGGGACUGGGAGAGUAUGGAUUUUGAGAAUCCGUUCCUCCUGGGUUAUCGGUAUUCGAGGCCGGACGGUGUGCGAGAUCAGCAGCAGUAUCAAUCAGCCUAACCAGCAAAUAGUUUACACCACUGCUAAGUAGAUCACCGCCAUUAGUAUCUGAGGUGCCUAUGCCCAUCCGAUCCCAGGAGGGCCAAGCUAGCUUUGAGAACGCCUCGCAGGAUAGAGCAAAUCCCUACAAGGCGCCAGAGCUACAAACUGAGGGGAGGCAUGUUAGGGUUAGGUUUGCUGGAGAAGACAGCGAUCUCAAGAGCCAAGAGGCACACCGCGCCAACUUCGACAUGAAGCACCACCCUUUCAAGCGCGCGUACCCAGACCGACGCUACUGUCACGCCUUCGACGUCUACUCGCUCGGCAUCGCCCUGCUCGAGAUCGGCCUGUGGACGCCGGUCGAAUCACUCUAUGCUGAGGAUAUGCUUGGCCCAAACGACCCUUUCGAUACACGGCGCAAGCUGAUACGCAUAGCGCAGCAGGCGCUGCUAGAUAGAUGCGGUGGGCUUUACACAAAGGUGACGGCCUCGUGUCUUAGUGUGGACCCGGAGGACUCGGAGAAGUCGCUGAUGGAGCAGCGGGAGCUUUGUGCGAGGACUGCGGCCGACCUUGCGCAGUGCCAGGUGUAAUGCUAAUGUUCGUACACUCUGAAGUGCAACUUCAAUUAUAAAGUACAACAUUACCCUUCAUUUUGUGAUAGAUACUUUGAGAGAAAAUAUAUGAUAUUGCAGACAGAGGCUGUGGAAUAUGAGAGGGG
Pseudogymnoascus destructans is the source of this 1236-nucleotide messenger RNA. RefSeq lists its product as uncharacterized. The coding region runs from base 599 to 1108 and encodes 169 amino acids. The transcript has a single exon. The record is from RefSeq and is a predicted model, not a curated record. NCBI's taxonomy places the organism in Eukaryota, Fungi, Ascomycota, Leotiomycetes, Thelebolales, Thelebolaceae.